AUGGAGAACAAAAGUCAUCAGGCCUUCAUGAAACUCCUCGCGAUUGAAAAAGCCUCCUUGGCUCAAUCGGAGUUCCAUAAUAAAUCUAAAUUUUCACGAUCUGUGAAUAGCCUGCCUGAAUUUUUCAAACCCACGAAAGAUCUGAACACGAAUGAGAAUUUUCCAGGUUCUGGACUAAUCCACAGGAAGUGCUCAGAAAUUUCAAGGAAGCCAAGCCACGAUAAUUGUGCCUUCAACCGUUCGUCUGAAGUCAUAAUUGCGUGUACUCAUGAAUAUACCCGAAUUUUCAACGAUAAGCUAUCAGAAAUGAUGGAUUUCCAUAAAGAAACAAUUUUAAAACUAAUAAACAACAAUGAUCUUGACGGCAAUCAAGACUUACAAGAACGAGCUUAA
This is a messenger RNA of Blepharisma stoltei, 393 nucleotides long. NCBI's taxonomy places the organism in Eukaryota, Ciliophora, Heterotrichea, Heterotrichida, Blepharismidae. The record is from the annotation of a GenBank genome assembly.